AUGGACGCUCGUGAUCCCACCACAGGUCGCAUCUCCAAUCGUCUCGCCCUUGUCCAGCACCAGCUCGCUCCCUCCACCAACCAAUCUGCCUCAACUCCUAAUCCACAAUCAUCCAACAUGUCGCGCGAUCCCAUUACUUGUCACUGCCUGAACACUCUAUCGGGCACCCCAGCCGCCAAUCUGCCAGUCACCUUGACUCUGCUCUCAGCGACCCCCUCGUCCUCGCCCGGCUCCAGUUCCAGCCCGGAAGUCACUUUCCACGCUACGACCAACGCCGACGGGCGUGUUGCACAGUGGACGCCCAGCAAAUCCACGGCCAGCAUCGCGACAUCGGUCGCGGAGGUGCUUAAUGCACUCCCGGCGGCUGACUCCAAGACCAACUGGGCAGUGCGCUUCGAGGUGGGACCGUGGUAUGAGGCACAGGGGGUGGAGAGCUUCUGGCCAGAGGUUGAAGUGAAGUUUACCGUCAAGGGACGAGGCCGAGAGGGUGAAGAGGGUUGGCGCCAUUACCAUGUGCCGGUGCUUUUGGGACCUUGGAACUAUUCGACCUACCGUGGCUCUUAG
Molecule: messenger RNA, 564 nt
Organism: Penicillium oxalicum
Lineage: Eukaryota; Fungi; Ascomycota; Eurotiomycetes; Eurotiales; Aspergillaceae
Product: hydroxyisourate hydrolase
Exons: 1
Coding region: 1-564 (187 amino acids)
Biological process (GO): purine nucleobase metabolic process
Molecular function (GO): hydroxyisourate hydrolase activity
Source: RefSeq, a predicted model, not a curated record